CAUGGCGGCCGAAGGUGAAGAAGAACGUGCAGCAAAAGCACAUCGUGAAAGAAAAUCAGGGCCCAAAGCAGAGAAGAAAAAGAAGCGGAGACAAGCCCAAAAUGAAGAUUCCAAUCGCAAGAAUCUUAAGGCUUUUUCAUUUCAUUCCACGGUACGCGCGGCUCGUCAGCAACGACGUAAACUUGACGUCCAAACCAAAAAGCAUCAUGUCCCAUUAGUAGACCGUACGCCUUUAGAGCCACCUCCGAUUGUUGUGGCUAUUAUAGGACCUCCUAAAGUGGGAAAAAGUACAUUGAUUGGCUCACUUUUGAAGAACUUCACCCGACAAAAUCUCACAACCAUUAAGGGUCCAGUGACGAUCGUGUCAGGAAAAAAAAGACGUUUGACAAUAAUUGAAUGUGGAAAUGACAUGAAUAUGAUGAUUGAUAUGGCAAAAGUUGCAGACUUGGCGUUGCUUCUUAUCGAUGCUAGUUUCGGAUUUGAGAUGGAGAUUUUCGAGUUCCUCAAUAUCUGUCAAGUGCAUGGUUUUCCUAAGAUUAUGGGCGUUCUUACACAUCUGGAUCUCCUCAAGGACAACAAAUCUUUAAAGAAAACUAAGAAAAGAUUAAAGCACAGAUUCUGGACUGAGGUCUACCAGGGAGCAAAAUUAUUCUACAUAUCAGGAAUUUCACAUGGUCAUUAUCCGAAAACAGAAAUACAUAACCUUGGCAGGUUUAUAUCAGUCGCGAAAUUUAGGCCACUCGCUUGGAGGUCGUCUCAUCCCUAUGUUCUGGCGGACAGGAUUGAAGAUCUUACAGAUCCCGAAGAACUACGUCAAAAUCCUAAAUGUGACCGUAAGGUAUCCUUUUAUGGCUACGUUCGUGGUGCUAAUAUUAAACCGAGCAGCAAGAUUCAUCUGUUAGGGGUUGGUGAUUUUCAAGUGAAGGAGAUUAGCAAAUUGCCGGACCCCUGUCCUUUACCGGAGAAAGAAAAAAAGAGAUCUUUGAAUGAAAAAGAAAAGUUGUUGUACGCGCCAAUGUGUGGGGUUGGAGGCGUCAUGUAUGACAAAGAUGCUGUGUACAUCGACCUUGGAGGAAGUCAUCAUAAUAAGAAAGUGGACGAUGAUACUGAAAAACUGACUGAUACAGCCCCUGGAAACGAGCUGCUGACGUCGCUAUCUGGAAUGCAAGAAACAAUUGACGCGAAGAUGGCUUCCAGCAAACUGUCCUUAUUCAAGGAUUCCUUGCCUUUGGGGCAAGAGGAAGUCGACAGUUGGAAACUCCCUGGUGAAGUUGUGGUUCGUGAAAACGACCGAAUACGUCGAAAGGCAACGUGGACGAGUGAAAGUAAAGAUGACAGCGAUGACAGCGAUGAUAGCGACGAUCAUGUCGAAAGUGAUGAUGAUAAAAUCAGUGGAGAUGGUGAAGGCGAUUGGAAGGCGAUGGGAGAGAGCGAGGAAAGUGAUCGGCUCAAGCCUAGUAGAAAAAAGGAUACCGAGUCGUUCGUUUACGAGGACGAAUAUGGUGAUUGUAGUAGCGACGAAGAAAGUGAUUCAGGUGGCGAGGAAUGCGUAAAUCUUGACGAUGUUUCUGAGAAUGAUGAUAAUGAAUGUAGUGGUAGCGACAUUUCUACGAGUGACCUACCAAGCCGUAAAAAGGUCCUAUCUGGGAAAAGAAAGUGUCCAGAUUCUUUGGGAGAGUUGAAAAAUGAGGAUAGAGAAACGAAAAAGAGGAAAGCACUUCUCAUUGGUGACGAGGAAAAAGAUAUGACGGAACCUGGCGAGAAAGAAUCUUUGGGAGAUUCAGAGUGGGGGAAGAAAUUCUGGAGCAAGAAUCUGAUGGAGAAAGCGCGAGAAGCUUAUCUCCGACACCAGAGCAACACUCCUAACUUGAAGAAGUUGAUAUAUGGUCAAGGGACAACCUAUGGCUCUGCGUUUACGAGUACCGUUGAAGAUUCAGAUGAAGAGGCAGUUGGUGGGCUCUUUAGGAUGAAGAAUCGAUCAAAGGAUAGCAAAGAUCAGGUAAUGCACGAACGUGAUUGCUCUAAGGUAAUGACGGAACACACACGAGAGUGGCAGGACAUACUGGCAGAUAUCAAGGAUUGUUUUGUCACCGGCAAAUGGACAGAAACUGAAGAUGCGGAAACCUUGCUUGAAAUGGAUGACCAAGACGAUGAAGAAAUAUUCGGUGACUUCGAAGAUCUUGAGACUGGAGAAGUACAUCAUGCCAAGAAUGCAGAGGAAGGUGAUGAAACUGGGGAUGAAACUGAUGGUGAUGAUGAAGAAAAAGAAAAAGAAGCGAUGGAAGAAAGGAUUGAAAAGAAGAAAAAGUUAAAGGCCGCUUUUGACGUCCAAUAUGAUGAUGGAGAGGAAAGCACAUACUACGAUGAUCUGAAAGCCCAAAUGACACAGCAAGCUCGUUUAAACCAAGAGGAAUUUGAAGGAAUGGAUGAUGAGACCAGAAUUCAAUACGAGGGAUACCGUGCUGGAAUGUAUAUUAGGCUCGAGAUUGACAAGAUUCCAUGUGAAUUUAUAAGCAAUUUUAAUCCAAUGUAUCCUAUCAUUCUUGGUGGACUUCUCUCAAAUGAAGAUAACAUUGGGUAUAUAAGAGUUCGUUUAAAAAAGCAUCGUUGGUAUAAACGUAUCCUAAAAACGCGAGAUCCACUCAUCAUGUCAAUUGGUUGGCGAAGGUUUCAGUCGGUCACGAUGUAUUCCACUCAAGAUCACAAUGGCCGCUUUCGGUUACUCAAGUAUACGCCAGAACAUUUGCAUUGCGUUGCCUCUGCCUACGGACCAAUUGUGCCUCCAGGUACAGGUGUUUUGGCUGUCCAGUCAGUUUCAGAUGUUGUCGCUCAUUUUCGAAUCGCCGCAACAGGAGUGAUUCUUGAUCUGGAUAAAUCUUCGGAUAUAGUAAAGAAGCUAAAACUGACUGGAACACCAUUGAAAGUAUACAAGAACACCGCGUUUAUUAAGGGUAUGUUCAAUUCAUCAUUGGAGGUGGCCAAGUUUGAGGGUGCUAAUAUCCGAACAGUCAGCGGAAUUAGAGGUCAAGUUAAAAAGGCUAUUAAGGCACCUGAUGGGGCAUUUCGAGCGGCAUUUGAAGACAAGAUCUUGAUGAGCGAUAUCGUAUUCAUUCGCUGUUGGUAUCCGGUGACUGUGCCCAAAUAUUACAACCCUGUGACCUCACUACUGGUGUCUUCCGACGACAAAUUUGGUUGGCAAGGCAUGAGGACCGUUGCUCAGAUACGCAAAGAUCGUGGCCUGGAAAUUCCUUUGAACAAAGACUCUUUAUACAAGCCUAUCGAGAGGACGCCGAGACGAUUCAACCCGUUGGUCAUACCCAAACAUCUUCAGAAAAACCUUCCAUUCAAAUCAAAACCUAAGCUGCAGGUGAAACAGACGAAGCCAUCUUUGGAGACAAGAAGAGCCGUUGUCAUGGAACCGGACGAAAAACGCGCGUACACACUGAUGCAGCAACUGUACACGGCAAACAAGGAAAAACUUCGAAAGCGCAGGGAGAAAAUGGUGGAAAAGCGAACCGCAUAUUUGAAACAGAAAACGAAGGAUGAAGCGAAGAGAAACGCGAGACAGAAAGAAAACAGAAAAAAGAUAUUCCGCAUGUUGGGUCAGGCUGAGAAACGAAAACAACGCCAUGUUAGGGACUAGCUGCAUGGUGUACCAGCAUACUGUAAUAAUGUACAGUAAGGCAGGGUACAUACAGUAUAGCAGGGUGUAUACAGAUGCAUUGCAGCGUCAAAAACCUCCUUUAAGUGGAGUUCUAAGCGAGCAAACCGUUGAGAUGGAAUAACCUUAGAACCUGCGUAUGCAUUGCAUGUUUCCCGAGGCGAAUAUUUUGCAAAUGUCAUUGGUUAUCCUUUCGCUUAACCGCCAUUGCUGGUGAAAUGGUCUGUGAACGAUGCGGAAAACUUUCCGAUAACUCGUAUUAUAUUUGCAUAUCGGUCGUGCGUAAGUCGUCAAAGGUGCCAUCGAUUCGUCUCGUCACUUAUUUUAGCUGCUGGAGAUUGGACACACUUUAUUCGCAUGCAGACACGAUUGUACGAGUCGUUAAAUACAUGCAAGAUAAAAUUUUAAAUAUAGUAUGAUUAAAAUUGGGAGUUGAUUUUCACGAGUAUAGUUCACUGGCGAUAUUUUUUUAACUUUUAGGCACAUACAAAGACAAGUCAUAUACCAUAAUAUGACCAGGGACUAUAUCGCAUCAUCUCUAUGCCAUAUAUAGCGACUUGCCAUACACUUGAACUACAGGGUGCAACUAACGAACAUAUUAUACAGCUUUCAAUCUUGAAAAAUCUAAUUCCUAUAAUCAUACGAAUUCCGGAAAUCGCCUAUUCAGUUCGCUCUUUUAAAUUAUAUUUUCUGUCAUUUUGUAACAUAGCGUAACAUGUAAAAUCUGAAACAAAGUAACAAACGCUGAUAUCGAGAGUGCAUGAUUUCGCUUACAUAAUUUUUUUUUCUGUUACUUUAAUUAUAGUUAGGUAUUAUCGAACAGCUGUUUCGAGCAAUUUCGCGCAAAAACUUCAAUAGAUAGUAUCAAAAGGGGCUUUCCUUGGGUUCUUUUGAGGAGAAGCU
This is a messenger RNA of Dendronephthya gigantea, 4564 nucleotides long. Its product is annotated as ribosome biogenesis protein BMS1 homolog. Lineage: Eukaryota; Metazoa; Cnidaria; Anthozoa; Malacalcyonacea; Nephtheidae. Gene Ontology annotation, molecular function: GTPase activity; GTP binding; U3 snoRNA binding. The transcript has 25 exons. The record is from RefSeq and is a predicted model, not a curated record. Gene Ontology annotation, biological process: ribosome biogenesis; endonucleolytic cleavage of tricistronic rRNA transcript (SSU-rRNA, 5.8S rRNA, LSU-rRNA); maturation of SSU-rRNA from tricistronic rRNA transcript (SSU-rRNA, 5.8S rRNA, LSU-rRNA). Bases 2 to 3643 code for a protein of 1213 amino acids. Gene Ontology annotation, cellular component: nucleus; 90S preribosome.